Molecule: messenger RNA, 6173 nt
Organism: Mugil cephalus (flathead mullet)
Lineage: Eukaryota; Metazoa; Chordata; Actinopteri; Mugiliformes; Mugilidae
Gene: auts2a
Product: activator of transcription and developmental regulator AUTS2 a
Exons: 20
Coding region: 824-4741 (1305 amino acids)
Source: RefSeq, a predicted model, not a curated record
GCAUCGCCGUAUCACUGCGCCCCGGUCUCCCUUCUCCGGGAUCCUGAAGCUCGGAUCGGGGGAGAAGAGGAGGAGGAGGAGAUACCCUAUGGUUUCCCGUUUGCGGCAUUUAUUCCGCCAGCUCCGGACCUUGUCGCGCUUCAUCUUUUUCUUUUAUUUUCUUUGAGUGACCGAAGGCCUUCAACUUGUCCGGACGCUCCCGCUCCACUCGCAAGGGGGUGUAGCAGAGCCUUUGAGGAGCACAUGCGUGCUGCAGAAUCCAGAUGAGCCACAUUGCAUGACAGCUUGUGUCCAAGGAGACAAUGUAAAGUUGAAGAUGGUGGGUUGGCUGUGACAGAUCGGUUUUGGUUUGUGCGCUGAUGCGGAGACGCCGCGAUUCCUCCUGUGUUUGAAAUGCCCAGCAGCGUUUUGAAGGAGGGUGAGUUUGCCGACCUUGGGUGAGAGAAGUCAGCUCCCGGAGAAGAAAGAUGUGGCGUCACCUGGCCGACUCACCGUGGUGGGACGUGUUCACUGAGCAGACAUUUGCUUUAACUUGAAAAGCCCUUCCUCUGGCGGAAUUGACAGCUCGGCGAUAACGUGUUUAAUAGAUCGUUUUACACCUCUGCCGUGGGAUUUGAUGGACUGCCUUUGGGGAUUUUUUGGGUGAAACCUGACUUGGCUCAGUGACUCCAUGCGGUUUCGCGUUUCCCGUAAAAGGCUUCACCUGUUGGAUGUUACGUGAUUACCCUGGAUCUAACGCCUUGGUAGCACUCGCUUGGAUAUUGCACGGGUCCUCCUCGCUCCUGACGAGUUUGAGUCCCUGCGAGAGGGGGGGUUUAUCUGGAUGUUUCCCAUGAAGGACAUGGAUGGCCCUCGAUCUAGUGGCCUGCGGAAGAAGAGGAAGUCGAGGUCGGAGAGGGAUCGGGAGAGGAGGCCGAACGGGUUGAGGGGCAACCACGUUAAGGGCCCCGUGUUUCGCUUCUCCUCUGACUCGGAGCGGGAGGGCGACAGGGGACCCUCCUCGUCCCGGCCCCGGCCCCCGCGGAGGAAGCGAAAGGAGUCUACUUCUGCCGAGGAGGACAUCAUUGAUGGCUUCUCCAUCACAGGCUUCGUGUCCCUGGAGGCUCUGGAGAAGAACAUGACGCUGAAGCCUCAGGAAAGCAGAGACAACCAGGCGGGGCCCCUGUACAAGAAGAAGCCCACCAGAGUCCCCAACGGCCUGAGCCUGGAGCCCUGCAGGAACAGUUACCACCACCACCAGCCGUCGGACCAGGAGAACAACCCCCGCCUGGCGCACGCGCACGGCAAGAAGAAGAAGAAGCACCCGAACAAGAGGCACGCCACGCUGAAACCAGGGCAGAACAACUGUAAGGACAGUGACAGCGAGAGUGUCAGCGGAGAGUCCAAGCCUUCCAUCAGGAGCAGCUCCAGAGACAGACUGACAGACUGUGACACGGAGAGUGACCAAGACGACAAGGUUUCCGAUGCCAACUCAGAGAAAUUUUUCAGCACAGUUGCAGUUAAAGCAGUACCAGAUUUUGGCAUCGAUGUGCUCCCCACCAAUGGCAGCCAGGAGCCUCACGGCCAGGCCCUCCUCCAGGUGUCAGGCCUAGAGCGCAGUCAGGAGAGGAGCCAGGAGAGCUGCAGAGACCCCCACCCCCCGGCAUCCAGCUCCCCCAAUCCACCUUUGCCCGCCCAAAGCCUCCCUCUGCCUCCGCCGCCGCCGGAGCCGCCCACCCCACAGGCCCCGCCCCCGCGUCGGACCCAAGCCAGCGGCCCCAGCCCCACCCAGGCUCCGGCCUCGACCCUGCCGCCCCAACAUCCGGAGGCUCUGCCCAGGCCUCAGACGCCCGCAGCCCUGCCUCUUGCCCAGGGCCAAGAGCCCUCGCCGCCCCCCCCUCCCCGGCCCCAGCACCAACCAGAGCUGGUGACCAAGCCCAGGCCCGCGCCCACACCCGGCCUUCACGCGCACCCACCGUCUCCCGCCCUCCCGACCCACCACCCUUAUCAGCAGCACGCCAGCCAGGCAGGGCCCAACCGGCCCCCGUCGCGCUGCCACCCGCGUCCGCUUUCUGCCUACAACGGCCUGAACCUCAACGGUCACAGCAGCAGCAGGAGCAGCACCCCGGGCGCCAAGCCCCACGGGCCCCCAGCUCCCUCCCUGCACCUCCCCCACCACCCGCCUCCUCCUCCUCCAGCGGCCGCAGCAGCCUCCACCUUCCCACUGCCCUUGGCCGCCAACCAGAACACCCCCCACGGCUUCCCCUCUGCCUUGCAGUCCUCGCCGCACCCCCAUCACCCCAAUAUGUUCGCUCCUCCAGCGGCCUUGCCUCCACCACCACCAUUGACGUCUAGCACCCUGCCAGUACCCGGACAUCCUGCUGCUGGGAGUGCCUACUCAGAGCAAGACCUUCUGCGCCAGGAGCUCAACACCCGUUUCCUGGCCUCCCAGAGCGCCGACCGUGGCGCCUCGCUGGGCCCCCCGCCCUACCUGCGCACCGAGUUCCACCAGCACCAGCACCAGCACCAGCAUCAGCACCAACACACCCACCAGCACACGCACCAGCACACCUUCACGCCCUUUCCCCACGCCAUCAUGCCCACCCCAGCACCGCCCAUGGUGCGUACCCCUGCCAGAAAUUUUGACAAAUACCCAACAAAAGUUGACCCCUUCUACAGACACAGUCUCUUCCACUCCUACCCUCCAGCCAUGUCUGGCCUCCCUCCUGUCAUCCCCCCGACAGGACCCUUCAGCUCGCUGCAGGGCGCCUUUCAGCCCAAGACCUCUAAUCCACUGGAUGUGUCCACGAGACCCGGAGCCGUCCCACACACAUUCUUACAGAAGGACCCCAGGCUAACGGAUCCAUUUCGGCCCAUUCUCAGGAAACCAGGGAAGUGGUGCGCCAUGCACGUCCACAUCGCCUGGCAGAUAUACCACCACCAACAGAAAGUAAAGCAGCAGAUGCAGGUCGACCCUCACAAGCUAGACUUCGGCCUCAAGCCAGAGUUCCUGAGUCGACCCCCGGGCCCCAGCCUCUUUGGUGCCAUCCAUCACCCCAGCGACUUAGCUCGGCCCGCCACGCUCUUCUCCGCUGCAGGUCCUACGCACCCAUCAGCAGCUCCCUUCGGUCAUCCACCGCACCAUCCUGGAAACUUCCUCACCCCAGCAUCUCACUUAGAACCGUUCAGUAGGCCUCCUUCAUUUGGAGGGCUGGGAGCCCUCAGUUCAUCGGCCUUCGGAGGACUGGGAAAUCCAGCACUAAAAUCCCUAACAGCGGCCAACUCGGUGUUCGGCCAUAAAGAUGGCCCCAACGCACAGCAGCACUUCAACAGCAGCGGUAACAGCGGCCACCAGGAGCCGUGGAACCGCCUGCACCGCACACCGCCCUCUUUCCCCACGCCGCCGCCCUGGCUGAAACCCGGAGACUCUGAGAGGAGCACCUCGGUCAGCUCGCACGAGAGGGACAGAGACUCUGACAAACGGGACGCGUUGGUCAGUAAAGACGACAAGGAGAGGGAUUCUGUAGAAAAGCGCCAUCAGAGCCAUCCGUCCCCUGUCCCUGUCAACCCCAUCAACCUCCUGGGUCACAACCGGCCGCCCGAGCACCACAGGAACCACCUGCCUCCUGCUUCUGGAGACACUCAGAGGGACAAGGAGAACAAGGCCAAAGACCGGGAGAGGGAGCACUCCGACUCCUGGAAGGACAACGGCACGGACGACCACAAGCUCAAAGACAACCAGCACAGUGACAAGGACACGCCCGUCAUCCACGACGGCCGAGUGUCGGAGGACAAGGUGCCCAGCAGGGGAACCACGUCCCCCUACGUCCGGCAGACGAGCCUGGAGCGUCCGAACGGAGGCUUGGGCAGAGAGGUCCUGGAGAAGAAGGUGGAGCUGCCGUACGAGCACCAGAAGAAGAACAGCGAGGUGAAGGUGAAGGAGGAGAGGAAGGAGGAGCAGGAUGGAGCCCCGGAAAGGGCGAGCGAGCACCCGCCGCAGGCGUCCUCCACGCCGAACCUGCACCCUCCGUCCUCAAUGCCCGUGCCCAUGGGCAUGGCCGGCGUCCACCCCAUCAACAGCAUCAGCAGCCUGGAGAGAACUCGAGUUGUGGCCCCCUUUAUGGGAAUUAGCCCCAUUCCAGGAGCUGACAGGUUCCCCUACCCCGCUUUCCACUGGGACCCAAUGAGGGACCCCUACAGGGGCCUGGACAUUCACAGGCGAGACCCUUUGGCCAGGGACCUGCUGCUAAGGAACGAUCCCCUGCACCGGCUGGCAGCGCCGCGUCUGUACGAGGCCGAGCGGUCCUACAGGGACCGCGAGCCUCACGACUUUAACCGAGACCACCCCCACCCUCUGGCCCUGGAGCAGAGGAGGGAACACGAGCGCGCUCAGCUGGAGGAGCGCGACCGCCUCAACAUGCUCAGAGAGGACUACGAGCACGGCCGCCUCCACCCCGCCAUGCACCACCCGGCCCUCGACGGGCACCUCCCUCACCCCGCCCAAGGCCUCAUGGCCCCCGGCCUCCCCGGCAUGCACUACUCCAGGGUCAGCCCCUCGGCCGCAGCGGCCGCCGCGGCAGCCGCCGCCGCCGCCGCUCAUCAGAACGGCAUCCUGAACAAAACGCCACCCACUGCAUCUUUGAGCGCCCCGCCCCCACUCAUCCCCACACUGGGCGCACGGCCCGGCUCACCCAGACGGACUACCCCUCUGGCCACAGACAUCAGAGACAGACCGGCUCACAAAGAUAUCGAGGCGCGGUGAGCCGAGGCUCGGGCCCCCCGUACCUCGCCGACACUGAACUCACACCGAGCACUUAGCUUUGGGCAAAGCAAGACUGUAAGAUAGCUGUGAAUAAUUUAUGUGGGCGGAGACAUGCCCGCACAAUGAAUUGUUUUUGUAUAAAAAAAAAAUACAAAGAUACAAGAAUCGUGGAACAACAACAAAAAAAAAAAUACUUUUUCAAAGAUUUUUCCCCAGUUUGCUCCAGCUUUUGUGUGCUUUCUUUCUCUUGUAUAGCAAAGUGACACGCGGAGGGAGAGUGAACUAUUUGGAAUGUACAGGUACUUCGGCACUGACAGACAAGUGUGUAGAUAAUGUGUACAGUCGCUGUGCUCACGCUGUAUGGAUUAAAAAUCAUGGUACAAAUAUGCAAAAGAGUGUUUUGAAAGCUUUACUUUGAACAAAUGUAAAUACGGGAGUAUUAAGGCGGUGAUUUAGAAUGUGCUUUUUGCAAAUUCCUUUUUCCUUUUGUUUUUGUUUGUUUCUUUGUUUCUUUCUUUCUUUUUUGUUUUUGGUUGACGCAGGUGAUUAGCAUUGUACCAGAGACCCCCAUAUUCAACUAUGCAACAAAUGUCUGGGCUCCCUUUCUGAAAGCUGGCCUUCUCAACACUACUGUGUACCAAUAAAGGACAAACAGCUGUAUUCUCUCCACAACAACGACUUUUAACGUCCACACGAGCUUUAACUGAUCCACACAGGGUUUGCAAAAAAAAAAAAAAAAAAAAACGAUUUACAAAAAGUUACUGCGUCGAAAAUUACUUUAUCAAAUAUAUGAUUCAUUGUGGUGACAAUCCCAGAUGCAAUUAAUUUGUAAUUGAAUUUUAAAAUGAUUUGUGAAAAGACAGCAGCACAAAUGUUGUUUUGUUAUCAGUGUCCGUCCCUCUCCCAGUUAUCAGCAGUCUUGUUCUGGGGAGAAUGCAGUACUUUAAAAACCAUGACAGCACAUCAGCCCUACCGAAGGAGUGUAAAGUACAUGUUUUGGAAAUAACUGUUGUUCAAACAGUGUAUUAAAGUGCUUUCCUAAGUUGUUGUACCUACAAAAAUCAAAAGACAAAAAAAGCGAGUCUCAAAUAUGGACAGUUUGUUUCUAACGAGCAGAGAUCUAUUUUAGUAGUCCACUGAAGGUUUAGUUGUGCGCUUCAAACUCUGUGAUAUCAUGUCGUGCAGUGUUUUUUAAUCCAACAUAAAAAUUGUCCUCCGGAGCCAUAGUGGUUAGUCGAUGCGUAUUGCAAAAAGAUUGUUAAACAAGAAAACCUUUUUUUGCUGUUUACCAUGUACAGGGGAAACAACUAAGUCUUUCUAGAUCAUGUACAAAAAUGAGAAAAAAAAAUGAAGCGACUGAAUCUUCAGCAUGCUCCUCAUUUAAACUUGUGUUAUGUAAAUUGUGCCAUGUUAUUAAAAAAUGUGUACUAAC